GCAUGCUCAGAAAAAUAAAGAUGGCAGCUUCAAUGGAAGUCGCAUCUUCUCCGCCUUUGCGUACUCUUUCUCAGCCCGUGGAGACGAAAGAUUUGAUGAAGAAGAAAGAUACUGAAGAUCGCUGCCUGGCCGUCCUUACCAGCGGUGGAGAUUCUCAAGGAAUGAAUGCAGCAGUGAGAGCUGUCGUCCGUAUUGCUCUGUUCAAAGGGAUGAAGCCUUACCUUGUUAAUGAAGGCUAUAAAGGUCUGGUUGAAGGCGGGGAAUUGAUCAAGGAGUGCCAGUGGACGGACGUCACUCAUACAAUGCAUAAAGGUGGGACGAUAAUAGGGACGGCAAGAUGUAAAGAGUUUCGCGAGAGAUCAGGAAGACUGGACGCAGCAGCAAACCUUGUCAAAGCCAGAAUCAACAACCUAGUCAUCAUCGGAGGAGACGGUAGCCUCACAGGAGCUAACAUCUUUAAAGAGGAAUGGAAAGGACUCCUGGAGGAACUAGUUAGAAAAGAGAGGAUAACGCAAGAGGAAGCAGCCUUGCUUCCUUACCUCAAUAUAGUUGGACUGGUAGGAUCCAUUGAUAAUGAUAUGUGUGGAACUGAUAUGACCAUCGGUACAGACUCGGCACUCCAUCGUAUCAUAGAAGCAAUGGAUUGUCUUGUGUCCACUGCCUCCAGUCACCAGAGGACCUUUGUACUGGAGAUAAUGGGACGGAACUGUGGGUACCUUACCAUCAUGGCCGGCAUAGCCGUGGGGGCUGAAUGGGUACUGAUACCAGAAAACCCACCCAAGGAAGGCUGGGAGGAAAGCAUGUGCGAUAAAUUAAAGUCGUCUCGAGAAAAAGGAAGGCGACUAAAUUUUAUCCUAGUCGCUGAGGGGGCCAUUGAUCAAGAAAACAAAAAAAUCACAACGUCUGAUGUCAAGAAAGUAAUUGAUUCAAAGCUAGGGUUUGAUACUAGAGUGACUGUAUUGGGUCACGUACAACGUGGGGGAAGACCCUCUGCUUACGACCGUAUACUGGGCACUAGGAUGGGAGCAGCUGCUGUCCAGACCUUGUUUGAAGCAAAGGGGGAGAUGGAUGCUUUCAUGAUUGCUAUUAGAGGAAAUGAGAUGACCAAACUGCCUCUGAUGUCUUGUGUGGAAACGACAAAGAAGAUUGGAAGUGCUCUGAAUGAGCGAGACUUCAAUCGAAUGCAAGAGCUAAGAGGAUCCAGCUUUGCUAGAAACAUAAAGAUACUUAAGAAGCUUGAGGCCUGUCCAACGACCACCUGCAAACCAGAGUCAAGUCCCAGCUCUCCUUCUUACACAUUUGCCGUGAUGAAUGUUGGAGCACCUGCUGGUGGAACCAACAGCUGCACCAGGUCCUUUGUACGCUUCCUAUUAUACAGUGGACACACUGUACUGGGAAUAUACAGUGGAUUUGAUGGGCUAAAGGAGGGAGAGAUUAAGAACUUGGACUGGUCUGAAGUUAGUGAGUGGGGGUCAGUUGGUGGGUCUAAACUGGGUACCACACGCACGGUCCCUGAUGACAAAUCACUUGAUGCUAUCGCUAAAUCCUUAGAGUCUCAUGGUAUCCAAGGCCUGCUGGUCGUCGGUGGAUUUGAAGCGUUUCAAUCUCUGAUCAAGUUGGAGGAGGGUAGGCGCAAGUAUCCAGCACUAUGCAUCCCCAUAGUCCAAGUGGCAGCUACCAUAAGCAACAAUGUCCCUGGCACCGAGUAUAGUCUUGGUUGUGAUACUGCUCUGAAUGUCAUUGUCUCCGCUUGUGACAUACUCAAGCAAUCGGCCACUGCUAGCAGGAAGCGUGUCUUUGUCGUGGAGACUAUGGGGGGCUAUUGUGGCUACCUGGCAACAAUGGGUGCUCUAGCAGGUGGAGCUGACAGUGCGUACAUAUUUGAAGAGUCCUUUAAUUUAGAUCACCUUCGCAAGGAUGUGGCUCACAUGGUUCACAAGUUUAAAGCUGGUAAUUUUGAGAAAGGUAUCAUCAUGCGUAACGAAUCCUGCAAUAAUAACUACACGACUGAUUUCAUGACGCAGAUGCUAGCCGAAGAAGGCAAGGACUACUUUAUAGCCAGGAGCAGUGUCUUGGGUCACCUCCAGCAAGGCGAUGCACCGAGUCCAUUUGAUCGUAUACUAGGCACUAAGUAUGCCUAUCAAUCCAUGAAUCACCUGUUGGAAUGUAUGGAGCGCAGUACCACUAGUGAAGGGAAGGUGUUAGCCACUGGGAGUGAUACAAUCUGUGUCAUGGGUCUAGUUGGAGUGGAGUAUAAGCCCACACCAGUCUCUGUUCUAAAGGAUAAGUGUGAUAUGAAGUACAGGAUACCUAAUGAUCAAUGGUGGAUACAGCUACGUCCUCUAGUCCGUAUACUAGCGCGUCAUGCUGAUAAAAAGUUUCACGGAGAAACUGAUAUGAUUGAUGAUGACACUCGAUCAAAGGAGCCUCAUCCUCCUCAGUUCAAAGGAUUGUCAAUGAAUGAUGUGAAGCCAUUCUUGCCUCCACUACUGGUGUUAGGUGCUAUGAUUGCUAUGACAUUUGCUAGACUUAAUAACUGGUGACAUUUGCAUGUAUCACUCUCAUUUUUAUUGUAAGCGGAUCUCUCAUUAUAUUAUGAUAAUAAUGAUUACUUAUUAUACUUUAGAUUUUGAAAACUUUUUAGUAGUUUUUGUGCUACUUUAAAUUGCAUAGAGCUGUCAUUCUAUUUAUUUGUUAAAAUUAUAGAUUCGUAAUAAAUUCUA
This is a messenger RNA of Amphimedon queenslandica, 2723 nucleotides long. Its product is annotated as ATP-dependent 6-phosphofructokinase, muscle type-like. Lineage: Eukaryota; Metazoa; Porifera; Demospongiae; Haplosclerida; Niphatidae. The transcript has a single exon. Gene Ontology annotation, cellular component: 6-phosphofructokinase complex; cytoplasm. The record is from RefSeq and is a predicted model, not a curated record. Gene Ontology annotation, molecular function: 6-phosphofructokinase activity; monosaccharide binding; identical protein binding. Bases 3 to 2543 code for a protein of 846 amino acids. Gene Ontology annotation, biological process: fructose 1,6-bisphosphate metabolic process; fructose 6-phosphate metabolic process; canonical glycolysis.